AUGUGCGACUUCAGCGAAUACGGCGGCCCCUCGGCAGAAUGGCUCGAGGUUGAGAAGACUCUCCCAGUUCCUUUCUUCGACUUUGGUCAAGAUCCCAAAGUAGCCCAAGCCACAGUCAACAACGGGCGUGAAGAUGCAUCCCGCAAAGUGAUGCAGCAACUCGGACCACAUGUACGCAUGGCGGAUCACUCCAUUCCGACUCGUGACGGAUCAACCAUCGAGGCCCGGACUUACCGAGCCGCAUCAAAAUCUGACGACGAAAUACUGCCGGCGUAUCUAUACUUUCAUGGCGGCGGCUUCAUCUUCGGCACGUUGGACAGCGAGGAUGCGGCGUGCGCCGGCACCGCGAUCAACACUGGAGCUGUGGUUAUCAAUGUCAACUACCGGCACACACCUGAAUACACUUUCCCUACGGCGUGGAACGAUUCCCAGGACGCUUUUAUUUGGCUGCACAAGAACACGGACAAGCUAAAGAUCGAUUCGUCAAAAGUUGUGGUGGGCGGCAUCAGUGCAGGUGGACAGCUCACUGCUGCGUUGGUAUUGGAGAAACAUCUCGGCAAGAAUGACGCUUUGAAUGGACUUCCCGAUAUUGCUGCGCAAGUCCUCAUCAUCCCAGCCCUAGCCCAUUGCGAGACUUACGCAGAAGGAGCACUGAAGUUGAUGAAAAGCCAGGAGAUAUCAUCGAUCGUAGAAAACGAGAAUGCUCCAAUACUGCCGAUGUCUGCUGUCCGAACCUUCACGCAGCUUCUCAAGAUACCGAACACCGACUUGAAGGACGUACGGAUCAACACUCUCACCGCAGCAUCGGCAGAAGAUGUUAAGGGGCUACCACCCACGAUGUUUGGGAUUGCCGGGCUGGAUCCGCUACGAGACGAGGCACUUCUGUACGGGAAGUUGUUGUCGGAAGCUGGGGUUCCUACCGAGGUCAGGCUAUUCAAGGGUGUCCCGCACGGAUAUCGGAGAUUCGGACCUGCGUUGAAAGAGGCUUCUGCUCAAUGGGACAAGGCUGUUGAAGAUGGCAUUGCGUGGGCAAACAAAACACCAGCGGCAACCGGCAAAUUCGUUAUCAAGGUAGUGUAA
Messenger RNA from Paraphaeosphaeria sporulosa, 1080 nucleotides. Its product is annotated as alpha/beta hydrolase fold-3 domain-containing protein. Gene Ontology annotation, molecular function: hydrolase activity. The transcript has a single exon. The record is from RefSeq and is a predicted model, not a curated record. Lineage: Eukaryota; Fungi; Ascomycota; Dothideomycetes; Pleosporales; Didymosphaeriaceae. The coding region runs from base 1 to 1080 and encodes 359 amino acids.